GUCGGCGCCCGCACGCCCAACCGUUCAGAUCUGUUAUCGUGAUGAACGGAUAAUCAAUCCGUACUAAUACUAGAUUUUUCCCCCCCCUUGGUGUUUCUUGCCCCAUAUUACACAGCACGUCGAGUAACGCGGAAGCGUUGAUUGAUUGGUUCAUUGGUUGAUUGAUUGAUUGAUUUCCUGAUUGCCUGGUGGUCCGUCUAAAAAUACGGCGAUGACGUCAGCAGUCCUAACCGGGUGCGCUGCCACGUGUCAGGCUGCGAGCUGUGGUCUAUGGGUGUCCACGUCAGUGGCGGCCUCCUCCGCGGGUCCGGACCCCGCGGUCGGUCAGUCGCGACUGCGGGUAUCGUCCGGCGCGGUCGCUGGUCUGGCAAGCCUGAAAUCCGGGAUCGCGAUAGGGGGGGCGGCCGGGAUCGCCACGUGCGCGCUGACGCGGACUCAUCGCAAACGAGAGCCUUUGAGGGCUCAAUGCCUCCUUGGGGGCAGUUCUCACACGACAGAGGCUAAUGAUGGAGAAAGGAAGGAGGAGGAGGAGGAGGAGGAGGAGGAGGAUGGGCUGUGGGGGGACUACUGUCUGUUGCGUCCGGCCGUUCACAGAUGGGAGCCAAUCAAGGUCAAGGCUGGUUUCUCGAUGACGUCAGCAGCUCCGACAGGACCAUCACCAACAGCAGCAGCAGCAGCCGGGACAAGCGCUGCCACGUGGAUGCCGCCUUCUCGGACACGUGGCAGGAGGAGGAUGAGUUUUGCCCUUGGCGCGACUGCCCCCGGCGCUCUCGAAUUCACCUCUUCAGGAAUUGCCGACGAGGAGGAGGAGGGAGAGGAGGAGGAGCUUGAGGACGAGGAGGAGGAGGAGCUUGAGGAGGAGGAGCUUGAGGAGGAGGAGGAGGAGGAGUUCCUACCACGCACGGCAAUGGUUGUACGGAAGACAAACGAGACGGAUGUUGAAGUCAGCAUUAAUUUAGACGGCACCGGGAUCUCCACCUGCGACACCGGGAUCGCUUUCCUUGAUCACAUGCUGGACCAGCUCUCCUCUCACGGGCUGUUCGACCUAACUGUCAAAGCAGAAGGGGACACACACAUCGACGACCACCACUCCAACGAAGAUAUCGCUCUCGCUCUGGGCACUGCUCUGCUCAAAGCUCUCGGUGACAGGAAGGGUAUCGUGAGAUUCGGAGACUUCACCGCUCCGCUGGACGAGGCGCUUGUCCACGUGGCGCUCGAUCUCUCAGGCCGCCCCCACCUGAGUUGCGAUCUGGAGAUCCCGACUCAGCGCGUCGGGACGUACGACACCCAACUGGUCGAGCACUUUUUCCAGUCCCUUGUCAACACCGCGGGAAUGACGCUGCAUAUUCGGCAGUUGGCGGGAAAAAAUUCCCACCACAUAAUCGAGGCCACAUUCAAAGCAUUUGCGCGCGCCUUGCGACAGGCGGCGGAGGCUGAUCCUCGACGAGGAAGCGCCGUUCCCAGCUCCAAAGGGGUGCUCUCUCGAUGCUGAGUGGCACAUGAUGAGCGGGGACCACGAGGGAUCGAAACCUAGGAGAGACAACUGGGUGCCAAAUUGCCAAUGACGGCGGGAAGCAGCUUUCGGAGCUGCGAAGGGGUGCUCUCUCUUUCUCUCUCUCUCUCUCUCUCUCUCUCUCUCUCUCUCUCUCUCUCUCUCUCUCUCUCUCUCUCUCUCUCUCGAUGCCGAAUCACAGAUGAUUAGAUGAUGAGCAGGAAGACGAGGGAUCGAAACCUGACUCACCAACGAAGGAAAAAAAAAAAAAAAAAAAAAAAAAAACGACGGGGGGUGCCAAUGAGGGCGGGAAGCGGCGUUUCAAGCUCCAAAGGGUUGCUCUUUCUCUCUCUCUCUCUCGAUCGUGAAUCACAGAUGAUGAGCGGGACGAUGGGGGAUCGAGACCUCACCCCCCACGAAUGAAGGCAAACGAAAGGAGAAAGCUGGGUGUCAUUGAGGGUGGAAAGCGUCGUUUCAAGCUCCAAAGGGUUGCUCUCUCUCUCUCUCUCGCUCUCGAUGCUGAAUCACAGAUGAUGAGCGGGAUGACCGGGGAUCGAGCGGGGGAUCGAGACCUUACCCUACCAAUGAAGGCGAAAAGAAAGGAGAAAGCUGGGUGCCAAUGAGGGCGGGCAGCGGCGUUCCAAGCUCCAAAGGGUUGCUCUCUCUCUCUCUCUCUCUCUCUCUCUCUCUCUCUCUCUCUCUCUCUCUCUCUCUCUCUCUCUCGAUGCUGAAUCACAGAUGAUGAGCGGGAUGACGGUUCAAAAAAAUAAAAUAAAAAAUCGAGUGCCAAUGAGGGCGGGAAGCGGCGUUCCAAGCUCCAAAGGGUUGCUCUCUCUCUCUCUCUCUCUCUCUCUCUCUCUCUCUCUCUCUCGGCUGAAUGACAGAUGAUGACCGAGACGACGGGGGAUCGAAACCUGAAUCACCAACGAAAAAAAAAUAAAAAAAAACAACAACACGAAAACCGAGCGUCAAUGAGGGCGGGAAGUGCCUUUCCUUGCUCCGAAUACAUAGUCUCUCGAUGCUGAAUCCAGAUGAUCAGCGCGGCGGGGGAGGGGGGGGGAUCGGGGGGGGGGGGAAUCGAACCCUCCCCAACGAAACUAAAAAUUACCGAUCAGAAAGAGGAGGGGGGGGGGGGGAUCAGAUGAGUUUUGAUGAUUGCCUCUCAAGGAGUUUGAUUCCUGUCAGGGCACGCGGAGGAGUGUAUAGUGUAGGUUUUUUUUCUUUUUUUUCUUUUUUUCCUUUUUUUAUUCCGGUGCUUUGUAGUGAGGGUUUGAGGCCCCAGAGGAGGAGGGAGGGAGGGGCUUUUAGGUAGAUGGGCGCGUUGAUUGACUAGAGAAGAAAUAUGCGUUAUGGGGGGAAUGAAUGACGUGGAGCAGU
Messenger RNA from Chara braunii, 2869 nucleotides. The record is from the annotation of a GenBank genome assembly. Lineage: Eukaryota; Viridiplantae; Streptophyta; Charophyceae; Charales; Characeae.